UUAACCAAUUUGCAUGUCUUUCCCAAUCAUCAAACAUAUACACAUCAGCAGAGACAGCAACUCAGUAAAUCAUUUAUUUUUUCAAUCAAGGUGAGGGGUUGUCAUGGCUUCCGCUUGUGCUUCCACUGCCAUUGCAGCAGUUGCCAUCUCUACACCAAGUUCCCAGAAGAAUGGAUCACCCUUGGGAACCCCAAAAGCUUCUUUUCUUAGUGGGAGGAAAUUGAGGGUGAAUAAGUACACAGCACCAGUUAGAGGACGAUCCAGUACUACAGAGUGUGCAGCAGCUGACGUUGACAGGCCUCUAUGGUUUCCAGGAAGCACCCCUCCUCCAUGGCUUGAUGGCAGUCUCCCAGGAGACUUUGGGUUUGAUCCUCUAGGUCUUGGAUCUGAUCCUGAGAGUCUGAGAUGGAAUGUUCAGGCAGAGCUUGUGCACUGCAGAUGGGCAAUGUUGGGUGCUGCUGGCAUUUUCAUUCCAGAAUUCCUAACAAAGAUUGGUAUCUUAAACACACCUUCAUGGUACACAGCUGGAGAACAGGAAUACUUCACGGACACCACUACCCUCUUCAUAGUUGAGCUCAUUUUCAUUGGCUGGGCUGAGGGUAGAAGGUGGGCUGACAUAAUCAAACCAGGGUGUGUUAACACUGACCCUAUCUUCCCCAACAACAAGCUCACAGGGACUGAUGUUGGUUACCCAGGUGGUCUUUGGUUUGACCCACUUGGAUGGGGAAGUGGUUCUCCUGAGAAGCUCAAGGAGUUGAGAACAAAGGAGAUCAAGAAUGGGAGAUUGGCAAUGUUGGCUGUAAUGGGUGCAUGGUUCCAGCACAUUUACACUGGCACUGGUCCUAUUGACAACCUCUUUGCCCACCUUGCAGAUCCUGGCCAUGCUACCAUUUUUGCUGCUUUUACCCCCAAGUGAAAAGUUUAAGAACAGCUCUGGAUGAGAUUGCAAGCCUGGGAGAAACAUUGGUGAACACCUUUAACCCAAGUAAUAGAGCUGAAAUGAUUUAUGAGAGGAGUGUUUAUGUCCGUAGAAAGCUUGUGAUGUGGCUAGUCUAUGUCAUGCACAGAAUGAUAAUUCAAUGUACAAACGCCUAUUUAAGCUUUAGAUGCCAUGAAUGUAAGUUCAGGUGAUGAUCA
Messenger RNA from Gastrolobium bilobum, 1137 nucleotides. Its product is annotated as chlorophyll a-b binding protein 7, chloroplastic-like. NCBI's taxonomy places the organism in Eukaryota, Viridiplantae, Streptophyta, Magnoliopsida, Fabales, Fabaceae. Gene Ontology annotation, cellular component: membrane. The coding region runs from base 104 to 916 and encodes 270 amino acids. Gene Ontology annotation, biological process: photosynthesis, light harvesting in photosystem I; response to light stimulus. The record is from RefSeq and is a predicted model, not a curated record. The transcript is spliced from 4 exons.